Molecule: messenger RNA, 4903 nt
Organism: Brassica napus (rape)
Lineage: Eukaryota; Viridiplantae; Streptophyta; Magnoliopsida; Brassicales; Brassicaceae
Exons: 2
Coding region: 3479-4672 (397 amino acids)
Molecular function (GO): nucleic acid binding; zinc ion binding
Source: RefSeq, a predicted model, not a curated record
UUACGGAAUCUUUUUGCAAAGGCAGUUGUUCAUCACCGAUUAUUCGGCCCCUAGGUGUAACAUUUAUAGAAGCUAACCAAUAUAUUCCAGAUUGUCGAUCUGAUCCUCGGAUAUGGAACAAAACAAAUUUGCUCUGCUUGAAAUGCCAAUAUGUAGGGUUCAAAUUUAUUGUACCUCCGUCAAGCAUUGAUAUCCACAACUCCAAACUUUCUAUACCGAACACCUCUAUUGACGGAGGGCUCGAACCAGUCACAUUUGAUAGGACGCAUUUCAUCUUUGCUAAACCAGGGAAUUCCACUUCAAUGAUCUCUAGUAAGAUCCCAUAAAUAGAAAUUUGUUUCCCCUAUCACACAUAUUCUAUAGUUCACCGUUGCUCGACGACUCUCAUACUCGUAAGUGUGAAAAGUGUAACCUCGUGUGAAAUACAUAGGUGAUGUGGUGACCUUAAAACCGGACCUUGUAUCAAUUCGUGAAACUACGAAGGAUAGAAUGGAUCAUCAUAGUCAAAUAAGUUUUUCUCUAUUUGCUCGUAUUUUAGUCGUUACUCAGUUGCAAAAUAUUUUAAUGUAAUUUAGUUGUAAAAUAACAACUACAUUACGACCCCAUGUACAUGCCGUCCUAAAUUAGUUGUAAACUUAUGACUAUUUUACGACAAAAUUUUUCGUUGUAAAGUUACAACUACUUUACGACGUUUUUUGCUUUCGUCGUAAAGUAGUUGUAACGUUGACAUAACAUUACGAUGACCAAAUAGUCGUCGUAACGUGUCGUCGUUGUGCGUACAUUUUAUUGUAAUGAAACUAUCCUUUUAGAAUUUGAUUUAAAUACAGUUUUUACCAAAAAAUUCCCAAUUAAUAAUCUGACUAAUAGUUUACUUUCUUAAUUUACUUUAUGAAAAUUAAAUAUUUAUAUUAGUGACCUUACUAAAAUAAAGAAAUUUGAAAUAACAACCCUACUUCAGUUUUUUUCCCUUGUCGGCAUAGAAAAAUCACAUUGAGUUUGCAGCCAAAAUUGGGUUCUAAAUCGUGACCAAGUAAACUAGGGCUUCCAUAUACAUCCAUCUUCAAACUACCAAAGUGAAGGAGUAGUGAAUCACACAAAAUAUUUUUUUUGUGUGAUUCACUACUCCUUCACUUUGAUUAUUGUGCAAAAUUUAAUGUCUUUUAAUAUUUAUGACCAACUACACAAUAAGACUUUUAUUAACUGAAUUAUUUAUAUUUUUUCAUAUUGCUAUAUAUGUAACUAAGAUCAAAUGUAUAAAAGAUCGUGCAUUCUUAAUUCAUAUAGAUUUUUUUUUCUAUAACGUGAAGAUUUUAAAAGUUUUUUAGGUCCAAUGACUAAUCCCACGUGACCUUGCAUCCGGGUACACAACUAAUCAAACUUAUGUCGGAAGCUCUAGCUGGAGCCUUUUUAGCACUAGGUACCACUUGAUUAAUAUAAAGUUAGUACCAUUCUAACACACUUUGAUUAAUUCAACAUAAUUUUUAUAAUUCAUAUAUAUUACUAACCUGAAACAUAAACUAGAAUAAAAUGGAGAGAUAACUAAAAUAACCUAGAGAGAGAUAAAAAUAAUAUAAAGUUAGUACCAUUCUAACACACUUUGAUUAAUUCAACGUAUUUUUUUUUUAAAGUUGUUAUAUCUUGAAGCGUUUCUUGCAUUCGUUUAUUUGUGGCUAGCGAAUGGUGACUAAAUAAAGACUUACAAAAUUGUUUAGAUCAGCUGUAUAUUUAAACACAUUUGGUGGAGCCCAGAUAGAUUAGUUAAACUAGUAUUACAUAUCUAACACCAGAUAGAUUAGUUAAACUAUGUUAUCAUGGAAUGUGUCAAUGAAUUUUACACAACUAUACAUUAUUUAUAUUUCUAGCUUGGAGUUGACUUAUUUUAGAUUUGUAAUUCUUCCCUAAGUAUAUAUGCGGUAUUUCUCAUUUUCAUAUUUUUCGCAGUUUUGACGAAGGAAAGUCGUUGUUUUGUUCUUGAUUCCCAUAGAAACAUGACGGUGAGAGACAACAUGAAGAAUCAUCUUCUGUUGGCUAUCAUUGGAACCUUUGCCGUUAUAGUUGGAGCCCAGACGCAAGAAGGAUUUAUAAGUUUGGACUGCGGAUUACCUCUUGAUGAAUCUCCUUACAAUAAUUCGUUUAAUGGAUUAACAUUCUCAUCGGAUUCCAAUUUCAUCCAGACAGAAAAAAUUGGUAAAGUCGAUAAAGAUGUCUUCAAAAGAUUCGCGAAACAAUAUGGGACUAUGAGAUACUUUCCAGAAGGAAAACGUAAUUGUUAUAGUCUCGAUGUCAAGCGUGGCACGAACUAUGACAUGGUUGUUAGUUUCUUAUAUGGAAAUUAUGAUGGUCUUAAUCGUGAACCAAGUUUCGAUCUCUAUCUUGGUAGCAAUAAGUGGGCAAGAGUAGAUUUGGGAGCAGGCCAAAUGGAACAAGAGAGGAGAUCAUACACAAAGCUAAGUCAAACUCUUAAAGCAAGAUUGACUCUUACACAAGAAGAAAAGCUUCCCCCAAAAAACAGCGAACCAAAAGGCGAAUCCCUAGCUUUUCAAGCCGUGAAAUUCGACGUCUUCACCGGUGUGAGACGUCGCCGGUAGGUCUCCCGUGUUAGUGGUGACCUGUCUCUUCCUUUACCUCUUCAUCUCUCCUUCCUCCGCCAUGGUUGCGACGAAAGAAAGUUCGACGACCUCACCGCCUCCAACUUGGUGUCUCCGCCGGUUCUUCCUCUGUCUUCAGCUUCGGAGUGUCAUGACGGUUCGUUGUAGUCUCCACAACCUCCAACUGAUACGCUCACGGUUCACACCUCGUCUCCAUCACCGUCUCUGUUUACGUUCAUCGUCUCUGCCUCUUCCUACUACGCCUGCGAACUGUCUUGACGGAUUGGUACCUUGCUCCCUCCAUGACGUUGCUCUAGAGAUAUCUGCAGCUCAGUUUCCUCUUGAAAAUAACGUGAAAGCAAUCAUGGACAAAGCUUCCGUCACUGUCACCACCACUCCUCGGACUGACACGGUCCCUCCUUCAUCAUCUCAGAUGCAGUUGGAUACUGAUCGUGAAGUUAACAACAAAUUUUUGGCUCAUCAACCACUCCCAAUACGGACCCGGUCAAAUUUGUUCCGUCUCUAGGUUCAUGGGCUAAACCGCUCUUCUUCAAACCUCCUGCUACUCCUCCAGAACCAAGCACACCUCAAGGUUACGACCCUGCGAUUGUUGGAAACCAAUUAGCUGCUAUGUGGCCGACUCUUAAUGAUUAGAUACUGAACAAGCAACUUAAGAGCAAGCAUCCAACUCGCUCUUUACAGCCUCCUAUAGAGAAAUUACCUCCUCCAGAACUUAAAGCUGAUGGAAGUCUGAGGUUUCCGUGGGCUGCGAGAUUAAGUCCGCAGUCACGUAAUCUAUAUCGAGCAGCUACUCCAACUUUACCUGCUUGAUGGUACACCAGAGGUAUCUAUCCCUUCUAAAGUGCUUAGGUUAGGACCUGAGAACAAGGAUGAAUAUCAUAGGCAAAUUUCAUAGAUGUUCUUUACCUCCGGGAGGUCUUAUCCAUGCUGUGGUUAAUAAGAUCUGGGGAAGGAGUUGUAAGAUUACUUGUAAGAAGCUUGGAGAUUCAUCUUACAUGUUCCAUAUCCCUCACCAACCUACUCGUCAAUGGGUAAUUCAGAGAGGAGUAUGGCACAUUGAUGAUUGCCUACUUUUCGUACUUCCUUGGACGCCUGAGGGCUCUUUUAAAAUUCCAGAAAUUUCCACACUUCCAGUUUGGGUCAUUCUGAAGAACCUUCCUGAUUGCUGCUAUUCUAGAUUAGGAAUAAGCCAUGUUGCCUCAGGACUUGGUGAGCCUAUUUUAACGCAUAAACCUCGUUUAGAUCCUACUAGCAUGGGAGAAGCUAAGGUGUUAGUUGAAAUGGAAUUAGAUAGGGAUUUUCCGAAGCUAAUUGCUCUUGAUGAUAAGCAGGUCAGUAUAUUUCUGGUUAAUGUUGACUGCACAUGGAUUCGAUCUACAUGUGAGAGAUGUGGAAACUUAGGCCAUAAAGAGAAGAGGUGUCUUCUUUCUUCUAAGCCUUUGAAUGAUAACUUGUUGUCGAUGAAAGAUGGUAUCAGUGAUGAGAUUCCUGUUGUGGAUAUUGAUCCAAUACUAAAGCUAAGAGAGAAAGAUCCCUCAACCAAAUCUUCCCCUCAUAAGAAUCCAACAGCUAUAGGCACUUUGACGACUUCUACUCCAGCUUUUGAGCCGCCUUCUUUUGCAGUUUCUCACAUCGUUUCAGACUCAGAAAUGAACCCACACUUCCCUUCAAGUGCUCAGACUGAUCCUCAGCCUCAACAGGAAAACAAUACUACUUUGCCAAACUUGUCCAACACUUUACCCCCAUUAGUAGAUUCUCAAUCUGCUCCAACUCAAACAACCAUUAUGGAGACUUCUCCAUCAAACAUUACCAACAAUGUGGUCCUAAAAACUCCAGUUGUUGAUCCACUCACCACAACUCCUCAGGCUGGAGCAUUUGAGAGUCCAUCUCGCUUCACUGUGCUAAGAGUUAUGGAUGAAGUUGAAACAGAUCCAAAGAGCUCCUUCAGCUUGACAAGGGGUGGGAGGGAGACAAAACCUCCUAUCAAAUACCAAGAUAUGGAAUGGAAGACUAUGCAAGGGAGAGGUAAACAUGGCCGGCGAGGUCGUGGUUCGUCUCAUUAGCUAUUUCUUAUACAUUUCGUUAUUGGUUAUGCUAGUUUCGUCCUAAGUGUUUUCUUAGGUAUGUACUCUUCCCUAUCUUGAAGUGUGCUUCAUGCAAGCUUUUCCUCACUAUAAGAUUGUUAAGUCUUAUCUUUGUAAACUUUUAUGUUUUGUUUAAAUUUGAAAGCCUUUCUUCAAAAAAAAAAAAGAGUCAAACUCUUUGGAUAUUUGUCUCGUUAAAACUGGAGAAAC